AGGAAAAAUAGCAAAAUUUCAAAAAAAAAAUGUCUUCAGAUCCUUUUUUUGUUACUCCAAAAAUCAAAAAACGUAAGCCUAUGACUUCUGGGGAUGUAACAUCAAACGGAAAAAAGGUUAAGACACAGAACGGAGAAAACAUUCCUCAAACUAAAGAAAGGGUGACGCGAAGUAAAAAAAAGCUAGCUGAUGAAAAAAUAGAUCAAGAGAAAAAUUUAAGUAGUGAAGAUGAAAUUGGGCCUGGUGGUAUCGAUGAUAUGGAUUUUGAUAAUGAUAAUGACGAGGAAGAAAAAAGUGACGAGGAUGAGAAUAAUAUGGAGACUCCAACAGAGAAGAGAAGACGACUUGCUAAACAGUAUAUAGAAUCUGUUAAGAAAGAAUUAGAUGAAGCUGAAUUUGAUGCGGCAGAAAUUGAUCGAGAUUUAAUAGCGGAACGUCUCAAAAAGGACGCGUUAGAACAAACAGGUCGCGCUCAUCGUAUAAUAGCAGAUACAUUCUCUUUUCCUAUUGAAGAUUCUAAUGUAAAAUCUGGUCGUCACGAACUUACAGUUACAUGUGUUGCCGUAGCAGAAAAUGGACAAAUCUUUUAUACAGGAUCAAAAGACGCUUCUAUAAUAAAAUGGGACUUGGUAUCUGGCAAAAAAUUGCAUACAUUUCCAGGAGGUCGAAAAGAAGUAAAGAACUUUGAUGGCCAUACAAAUCACGUUUUAUCAUUAGCUAUCAGUUCAGAUGGAAAAUAUCUGGCAAGCGGUGGUAUAGACAAGAAAAUCAAUAUAUGGUCUGUGAAAGAGAAUAAGUUAUUAAAGUGCUUUACACAACAUAAAGAUUCUAUAUCUAGUCUUGCUUUUCGCAAAGGCUCUAAUCAACUUUAUAGUGCUUCGUUCGACAGAACCAUUAAAAUAUGGAAUAUAGAUGAAUUAUGUUACGUUGAUACUCUGUAUGGUCAUCAGGAUCAAAUUAUGAGUAUUGACACGCUUUCACGCGAAAGAUGUGUUUCUGCGGGCGCUCGAGAUAGAACUUGUAGAUUGUUUAAAGUUAUCGAAGAAAAACAGCUAAUCUUACGCGGUGAUGUGAAAGUUGUAAAAAGAGAUAAUCAAACAUUUAUGGAGGAUAGUAUAGAUGUCGUGGAAAUGAUUGACGAGGAUAAUUUUCUCUCUGGUGGUAAUAGCGGUACCAUCUCUUUAUGGAAUAUAGGUAUAAAGAAGCCGAUCUUUGUAUACCGUUUAGCACAUGGCAUAGAAAGUGAAGGCACGAUACCUUUAGCAUAUUGGAUAACCUCAUUAGCUAUAAUUAAAUAUUCUGAUUUAUUUGUUUCUGGAUCAUGGGAUGGCAAUAUUCGAUUAUGGAAGAUUGCAAAUAAUUUUAAAUCUUUUGUUCCUUUAACGCAAAUAACGAUGAUUGGUUUUGUAAAUUCAUUGAAAUUUGCGACUGUAAUUGAUGAAAAAGUUUUUCUUUUAGCUGGAAUAGGACAGGAACAUAGAUUAGGCAGAUGGCAAAAGAUAAAGAAAGCUAAGAAUGGGUGGAGAUUAAUUGAACUUCCUCUCAAAAAGAAAGAAGAAUAAUACCUAUUUUCCUCUUAUGAUUAAUAUUACUUUUUUCUGAGGGCAAACCCUUUUGAACACUUUAUUUAUUGUAAGCGAUCAUACUUUUAAUUCUAAAUUUUAUUAUGAUGUAUAUAACUGACGCUUAGAAUAUUAAUUAGAUAAUAUUAAUAUCCUUAAAUAUAUUGAAUUCUUUAAUCAUAUAUUUAUUUAAUGAUCAAUGAUAUGCAAUUAGAACAAAAGGCUUUUUUGAAUUAUUUCUUAUAUUACAGCGAAUGACUUAUCAAAAUCUUGAUCAAUUAUUUUAUUAUGAUCUUGGUUUUAAAACUUUCGCUAAGAAUAAAUUCCAAUCUUUUUUUUUUUAUUUACCGAUAAAUUAUGGAUAAUUUAUUGGGAAAAGAAAAGACACAUUUAAUUCACCAUCAUAACAUUAUAACUAAUUAGGAUUCAGU
This is a messenger RNA of Rhizophagus irregularis DAOM 181602=DAOM 197198, 1993 nucleotides long. RefSeq lists its product as uncharacterized. Lineage: Eukaryota; Fungi; Glomeromycota; Glomeromycetes; Glomerales; Glomeraceae. Gene Ontology annotation, molecular function: protein binding; U3 snoRNA binding. The record is from RefSeq and is a predicted model, not a curated record. Gene Ontology annotation, cellular component: small-subunit processome.